AUGGGAAACAUUUUGAGAAGUAGAGAUAAACCGUUAUUAAAUGAAAAUUCCCCUCUUAUUGGUUUGGAGUCAAAAUCGAAAUUAAAAUGGUUCAAUUUACGGAACGUGGUCCUCUUUAUAACACUUCUACUGUGUAUAUUAAUUGUUUUGUAUGUGGUUUUUAUGAUAUUCUAUACACCGACGAAAAAAUCCACUUUAAGAUUAACUAGUGUGGCGACGAUCAACAAUGAUUAUUUCGAAAAAUGCUCACCACCAGUAACGUGUGAUCCUAAAGCAAAAUACAGGACAAUCAAUGGAUCAUGCAAUAAUUUGCAAAAUCCCAACUGGGGUGCAGCACUAACUCCUUUUUAUAGAUAUAUGGAUCCGGUGUUUAGCGACGGUAUCUCAGCUUUUCGUGUACAAUCGGAUGGAAGUCCAUUGCCAAAUGCUCGAAACCUGACUCUAACGAUAUUCCAAGACACGCUUAGGAUUUGUGAUUAUAAAAACAACGAACUAUUAGUACCAUGGGGUCAAUUCAUCACCCACGAUACGGCUUUUUCGCCAGUCCGUAGUGUCAAUUCAUCUUUUCCUGCUGCUCUAGACCAUUGUCAAGACGAACAUCCACCAACAGAGUGCAAGGCAGUCAUUCCAUUAUCUCCAGAUGAUCCAGUGUACGGAAAAUACAAUUUAACGAUUUUAAAAUUUAUGCGUCUCAUAACUUCGCCAGCUUAUAAUUGUACCUUAGUUCCUGACACUGUUCUUAAUAAAAACACGCAUUAUAUCGACUCGUCAAAUGUGUAUGGUUCCGAUCCUGAUGUGACAAAUGAAUUGCGUCUGUUCAGAGGAGGACAAUUGCUUUACAAUACAAUUAAAAAACAAGAGUAUUGUCCCCAGGAUCCUACUAGAGUUGUGAAAAAAGGAAAUGAGACUCAAGUAACAAUAGCUUUUCUUGCAGGAGAUGUAAAUGUUAACCAGAAUUUAGGAAUAGCUUUAUUACAAAAUUUAUUUCUAAGAUUCCAUAAUUAUAUUGCCAACCAGUUGGAAGUAGCACACCCGUUAUGGACGGAUGAGAUUAUCUACCAAGAAACGCGUAGAAUCGUUGCAGCUGUAACUCAAAUUAUUACAUACGACAAUUUUUUGCCGAUAAUUUUGGGUGAAAAAUAUAUCAAUGAAUAUGGUCUAAAUCAUGAAACAAAUUAUGAUCCAACGAUAAUGCCUUCUAUGGCACAAGAGAUGACUAGUGGUGCUUUUCGAUUACUUCACAACAUAAUUCCCGCCAAAUUGAACUAUAUGACCGAAAAUUACACUACAUAUGAAGUGGAAGAACCUUCUAAAUCGUUUUUAAGACCAGAUACAUUGAUUGGUAACGUUGAUGGAUUAAUUAGGGGUUUAACAGAAACUCCUGGACGCGAACCCCAGUCAUCAUAUAAUGACCUUAUUUCAAAUAUUGUUAUUAAAAUUCCAUCAAUUAAUACUACUGGAUUUGAUCUGCUUUCUUACGACAUACAACGAGGUCGUGAUGUUGGUCUCCCGCCCUACACUAAAAUGAGAAGUUUUUGCGGACUGCCACAAGUAAAGUCAUUUGAUGAUUUAUCGGAUCACAUACCAUCAAAAAAAAUUGACCAGUUAAAAUAUUUCUAUUCAUCGGUUGACGAUAUUGAUUAUUACGUUGGAAUUUUAUUGGAAGAUAAAGUAAUCGGAUCUAUGUUUGGCCCCACUGGAAGUUGCGUUAUUGCUGAUAGUUUUUACCGAUUUAGAAAUGGUGACCGUUUCUUUUACGACGUCAAAGAUCAACCUGGAAGCUUCACUUCAGAUCAAAUACAGUCGUUGAAGAAAAUAACGCUCAGUCAUAUAAUCUGUGCUACGUCAGGUAUAGAACGUAUUCAAAAAGAUGCAUUCAGGUUAAUUGAUCAUAUACGAAUGAUGAAACUAAAGCCCAAUUGUGAAACGUACAAAAUCGACUUGACUGCAUGGUGA
Macrosiphum euphorbiae (potato aphid) is the source of this 1956-nucleotide messenger RNA. The record is from the annotation of a GenBank genome assembly. NCBI's taxonomy places the organism in Eukaryota, Metazoa, Arthropoda, Insecta, Hemiptera, Aphididae.